GGUGGUUAUAUCUUGCGAUAGCAGAACAUAUACUUAUAUACUCAUAUGCUGCGGGCCAAUAUGGAAGCGGCUAUUAGUAUUCGAGGCUUUAAGAUGAUAGGGGACGAUUAAAUUACAUCACUGGACCUACUAACCGGAUAGGGCAACUAUCAGGUACUGCCAGGUGCAGAGCACGGUUCCCGCCUUGCAAACUCACAACUACGUCCACGCUACUUUUCUUUGUUCUCUUGCUCUCUUGUUCUCUUGUUCUCUUGGGUACACCGCUUGUUAUCGUAGCUCUUGCUGGUUGGACUAUCCACUUGACACCUUACAGGCAGUAUAUGCAGAAAAGUCCCUUGGAAGCAGCCGUCUUACUGACCUUUUCAACCCCGCCUGUGCCCCUCCUGCGAAUGCAGCAUCAACCAUGGGGAAACCGCGGAUGAUCAUUUUGAUCCGCCAUGCCCAGUCAGAAGGCAACAAAAAUCGCGAAAUCCACCAGACUAUUCCCGAUCAUCGGGUAAAGCUCACUCCUGAAGGGCAUCGACAAGCCCAUGAGGCCGGUUCCAAACUGCGCGCUCUCUUGCGACCCGAUGACACGAUCCAUUUCUUCACAUCACCGUAUCGCAGAACCAGAGAAACCACGGAAGGAAUCCUUCAGUCGCUAACAUCUGAUUCUCCAUCUCCGUCGCCCUUUCCCAGGCACACCAUCAAGGUAUAUGAAGAACCUCGGCUGCGAGAGCAAGACUUCGGUAACUUCCAGCCAUGCUCUGCUGAAAUGGAGCGUAUGUGGCUGGAGAGAGCGGACUAUGGACACUUCUUCUACCGGAUCCCGAACGGCGAGUCGGCUGCUGAUGCCUACGACCGGAUAAGCGGUUUCAACGAGUCGCUGUGGCGACUCUUUGGGGAGAACGAUUUCGCCAGUGUUUGUGUCUUGGUCACCCAUGGUCUGAUGACCAGAGUCUUUCUCAUGAAAUGGUACCACUGGAGUGUCGAAUACUUUGAAGACCUUCGCAAUAUCAACCACUGCGAAUUCGUAAUCAUGAAACUCAAUGAGGAUAAUGGGAAGUAUGUGCUGCAGAACCAGCUACGCACAUGGUCAGAGUUGAGAAAAGAGAAGGAACUGGAUAGACAGCGAGAUCGGGUCGUGAAUACAAUCACUCCAGCGGUGCCAACACCAUCUGAGUCACUCGUGCCCAUCCGGCGUAAAUGGGGCGGUUGUCCGGACGGGUGUAACCAUGGCAUUCGCAGGAAAGGUUCUACACGGUCUAACCGAGCGAAUGGAACGGAUCUUGCCCGGAAUACUCUUGAUACUCAGCACAGAAGGGCCCACGACUCCAUUCAUACUCAUAACCAGUCACCACAAGAAAGCAGCAACGGCCAAGGAUUCUCAGCAGAACUGAAACUGCAGGUUGGGGAACAGGUUUUAACAGCACCCGAACCAGCGCUUGGAGACAGUUCCAAAGAAACAAGGCCAUUCACCAGUACUAUUCCUGCUCCCGCUCCACAAUACAAUUCCCUCGAUCGUAAAGAAACACCCAAUCUCCAGUCCACUCGAUCCGACUUUCCGCCAAAUGAACCCAACAGCAACAAUAAAGAGAGCAACUUCAACAACGCAACCACCAGGGCAAGCCCCAUCCCCAAACGUCCAGACCUAUCCAGGUUUCACCGCGACAGCGAGGACCACCUCCUGCAUCCCCCGCGAUCAAACUACGCCCUCCUCCACCUCAGUGGCCGCGACGGAGGCGGCACAUUAAGCGGAGCCAACAGUGUCACACCAUCGGAAGACGAGCGCGAGGACAAACCCCCUAAACCCACCACUCACCAACCAAAGCCCUCCCACGACCUAGGCAACGACGGCGAUGACGAGGGCAGCGGCACACAGGCACAGCGUCUCCGGCGCUCACGCUCUCACCACACCCACCACCGCCACAACCACCUAUCCACCCCAGGAAGACGACAUGUAUCCAAGAAACCACCCAACGACUACCCAGACAAAGACCGAAACCUAGACAGCGACCACCCAGACUCCUCAAUCGACCACGAAGAAGACCCAGACCCAGACUACCACGAACACAACGACAACGACGACGACGACCUCGAGGUGCAAAGACGAGAAGACCAAAGUAUCAGAGGAAGCGUCUACUAACCGAUGCCCACCACAUAUUUCCAUUACUCCAUUUUGCCCUUCUCUUGGAACCAAAACGUAAUACUUAGUUUACCCUACCUCAUUUGCAUCACGACAUGAAUACUGACGAUGAAAACUUAUCUUAUCUACUUCAUUGUAACGAGCAGCGACCUGUACACGUCUUUUUCCGUUCGUUUCAAAAAGACAUCGAUACCCGACGUUUUUUUUUUUUCCCUCAUACAUUUUCUACCUCUCUACCUCUUUUUAUGAUACAUAGAUACUACUACUACACUACAUACAUAGUUUCGAUCGCUUCGUACAUUAACUGAAUUGAACUAUUGCAUUUGUUA
Molecule: messenger RNA, 2454 nt
Organism: Aspergillus caelatus
Lineage: Eukaryota; Fungi; Ascomycota; Eurotiomycetes; Eurotiales; Aspergillaceae
Product: acid phosphatase DET1
Exons: 2
Coding region: 404-2125 (573 amino acids)
Molecular function (GO): phosphatase activity
Source: RefSeq, a predicted model, not a curated record